Messenger RNA from Paramuricea clavata, 969 nucleotides. NCBI's taxonomy places the organism in Eukaryota, Metazoa, Cnidaria, Anthozoa, Malacalcyonacea, Plexauridae. The record is from the annotation of a GenBank genome assembly.
AUGCUUGAUCAGCUAUUUAUCAACUGUAACACGUGUGGUUCUCUAUGUGAGAUUGAAAAGUCCAACACUGGUAGCAUGGUAGUAAUCAAAGCAACAUGUUGUAACAACCAUACCUUUCACUGGAGAUCACAACCAGAGAUAGAUAACAAGCCAGCUGGUAACAUUUUGAUUCCUGCUGCAACUGUCAUUACUGGGGGAUCCUAUGAAUCUAUGAAACAAUUUUCUAAUGCACUUAAUUUAAACUUUGUUAAUAAAGACCAGUUUUACGAUGUGCAGGAUAAGAUUGUUUUCCCAGUCAUCAACAAUGCCUAUGAAAAACAACGGAAGGAUGUAAUUGAAACAAUAAAAAAGGAGAAUACUGCAGCCAAUUUAUGCGGUGAUGGUCGAUCUGAUAGUCCUGGUCAUAGUGCUAAAUAUGGUACAUACACUUUGAUGGACGAAGAUUCAGGGAAGAUUAUAGAUUUCUCCCUUGUGCAAGUCUCGGAAGUUUCUUCCUCUAAUGCAAUGGAGAAUGAAGGCUGUCAAAGGUCACUCAACAAAGUCAUUGACCAAAAUGUCCAUAUAAGAUCUUUGUCAACUGAUCGCCAUACCCAGAUCACAUCAGAGAUGAGGAAGAAAUACCCCUCCAUAAUCCAUCAGUAUGAGGUGUGGCAUCUGUCGAAGUGGAUUAAAAAAAAAUUGGGGAAGAAAGCUAAGACAAAGAUCAAUGAAUCGCUUCUUAAAUGGAUCCAACCUGUGUCCAAUCAUCUGUGGUGGUGUUCACAGACUUGUGGUGGUGUUGCUGAAGUUUUACAUGAGAAAUGGGUCUCCAUCUUGAAUCAUGUGGUUAACAAACACAGAUGGAAGAAUGGCAAGCGUUUUCGAAUGUGUGGACAUGGGCAUCUCUCUAGAAGAAUGGAAAGGAAGACAAAAUGGUUAGAGGAUGGAUCUGCAGCAUACGGUAGCACUAGAAGGGGUGGUUCUCAAUAA